CAGACUCAGGCUCACAGAGCCAGACUACAGUAUACAUGCUACACGGGGGAUCUUUGUGUCUGGAACAGGUGUGGGCAAAUUUUGUCACUCGCGGGCUACAAUGGGUUCUAAAAUGUGACAGAUUGGCUUGGGCCAGGAACAGAUGGAUGGAGUAUUUGUGUGAACUAAUAUAAAUAACUUCUAAAAAUCAUCACAUUGAAAGGAUUCGGCUUUUAACAGGUAGCAAAACAUUUAUUUGCAAGGCAAUUUACCAAAUUGCACGAACGUGAACGAUACAAAAACAUGUCGUGACGUGACUGAUCAAACAUCGUGAAAACAUCUGAGGCCUUGCGCCCAAACCAAUGACCUCACUUGAACUUCAUUUAUUAUCUACAUUAGCAGGUUACAGCAGGCUGUGUGUCGGAGAUUUGGCUCCAACCUCGGCUGUAGCAACACAUCGUCGCUUUCACUUUCAGUGGGAACAGUGUUUGUUGAUCUCCCACUGUUGCCAGUGCCAUCCAAGUCUUGGAGUUAUAUUUUGGUUGUGGCAAUUCUCAGGACAGGUCCGAGGUGCCGAUCCGUUAACUUUGAUGGGCGAUGGGCCUCUGUUGGCGUUCACGACGCUGAAUGUCUGCUUCACGCGCGCGACCGGUUUGGAUCAGCUGGUGGGGAUGGGCCUGGUCGGGGUGAGCGCCGUGGUCUUCAUCUACUACAGCGUGUGGGUGCUGGUGCUGCCGUUUGUGGACGAGCUGCAUCCACUGCAGUCCCUCUUCCUGCCGAGGGACCUCGCCCUGCUGGUGCCUGCAGCUGCCCUCUUGCUCGUCAGUGCUGGACUGGGGCUCUUCAUGAUGGCCGUGCGAUGGAAAAACCAUCGCAGCAAGAAAUCCGCAUGAGCCAUCACGCUUUUCAACAUACACACAGACACGCACAGACACACACACACACAGACACACACUCACACACUAACACAACAACAACAACCGCCAUUCGCCACUAAGUGGCGGUGACGUCACCACGACGCUUGUGCCAGGCCAUGUGCACCUUGUGGCCACACACACACACACGUACACACGCACACACACGCACACACACACAGGCACACACACACGCACACACACACACGCACACACGCGCACACACGCAUUCUCUGCUAUUUUGACUAACUACGAAUUUUUAAAUUUUGAGCGUGCAAGGCCCGUUUAGCUCUCUGCCAUCACUCUUUUCGUAAGCCACGUGGCCAUCGCAAACGAUAUCCUCAACGACGUGGGAUCAUCGUCAUCAUCGUCGUCAUCAUCGUCGCCGUCGUCAUCGUCGUCAUCAUCAUCAUCGUCAUCAUUGUCGUCAUCGUCGUCAUCAUCGUCGUCAUCACCGUCGUCAUUGUCGUCGUCAUCAUCGUCGUCGUCAUCGUCGUCAUCGUCGUCAUCAUAGCAGUGCGGCAAUGACGAGCGGCAGCGGAUUACCCCGAGCGGACGACGUCGGAGGGAAAAUCCGGAGGGACCCGGAGAAAAAUCUUCGCGGCCACGGGGAGAAAGGAGGAGAGAGAGAGGGGGGAG
Petromyzon marinus (sea lamprey) is the source of this 1532-nucleotide messenger RNA. It is a transcript of the gene DPM2, whose product is annotated as dolichyl-phosphate mannosyltransferase subunit 2, regulatory. NCBI's taxonomy places the organism in Eukaryota, Metazoa, Chordata, Hyperoartia, Petromyzontiformes, Petromyzontidae. Gene Ontology annotation, molecular function: enzyme regulator activity. Gene Ontology annotation, cellular component: endoplasmic reticulum membrane; dolichol-phosphate-mannose synthase complex. The record is from RefSeq and is a predicted model, not a curated record. Gene Ontology annotation, biological process: dolichol phosphate mannose biosynthetic process; GPI anchor biosynthetic process.